Molecule: messenger RNA, 3769 nt
Organism: Onychostoma macrolepis
Lineage: Eukaryota; Metazoa; Chordata; Actinopteri; Cypriniformes; Cyprinidae
Gene: ackr4b
Product: atypical chemokine receptor 4b
Exons: 2
Coding region: 162-1319 (385 amino acids)
Biological process (GO): chemotaxis; G protein-coupled receptor signaling pathway; immune response
Cellular component (GO): membrane
Molecular function (GO): chemokine receptor activity; chemokine binding; scavenger receptor activity
Source: RefSeq, a predicted model, not a curated record
CUCUGACGCACACACAAACACACACACACACACACACACACACACACACACACCCAUGGCUGUCCUCUUGCCCCAGCUGCAAUUAUCAACAGAGCGUUUCACUUCUCUAGGUUGAAGGCAACUCUUUCCCGAACAGAGUAUACUCAGACGCUACAGAGAGCAUGAUGAGUGUCCUUUUGGAUUACGACCAUGACUAUCAUUAUUAUGACCAUGACCAUGACAAUAGUUCCAACCACAGUGACUAUGACGACAAGGAUUUCCACACAGUCUGCGACAAACAAGAGGUCCGGUCUUUCGCUGGGGUCUUUUUGCCAGUCGUCUACACCCUAGCAUUGAUCCUGGGCCUGGCCGGAAACUCGCUGGUCGUCUUAGUUUACCUUUCCCACAAAUGCUUACGGACACUGACGGACGUCUUCAUCCUCAACCUGGCCUUUGCAGACCUCCUCCUGCUCCUCACGCUGCCAUUCUGGGCUGCGGAUGCAGUGAAUGGCUGGGAGAUUGGCACAGCCGCCUGCAAGAUCACUUCAGCUCUCUACACCACCAACUUCAGCUGUAGCAUGCUGCUGCUGGCCUGCAUUAGCAUAGACCGCUAUCGUGCGCUAGCCAAAGGCUCCACCACCGCCAAUGCCCCAGCCAGGAACAACGCCCGCAGGCAGAGGAUAAUCAUGUGCCUCCUGGUUUGGGGACUUGCCAUUGUUCUCGGAUUGCCAGAUAUGGUGUUCUACACGGUGAAGAAGCAGCACUCGAGUGGGCGUAAUGCCUGCCGGGCAGUUUACCCACACAGCAUGGCGCUGGCAGCUAAAGCAACUCUGGAAAUUCUGGAAGUGUCUCUGAGCUUUCUUCUGCCUUUCCUGGUGAUGAUGUUCUGCUAUUGCAGGGUUGGAAUUGUGUUGGGUCAAGCCGCAACAGCGGGCGUACGUGGUGGAAGGAGAUGGCGGGCAUUUCGGGUUUUGAUAGCAGUGGUAGGUGUGUUCCUGUUGACCCAGCUCCCCUAUAAUGUGGUAAAAUUAGUCAGAGCCCUGGAUGUGAUCUACAAUUUAGUGACAGAAUGUGAGGUGAGCAAAAACCUGGACAGGGCCAAUCAAAUCACUGAAAGUCUGGCCCUCACGCAUUGCUGCCUGAAUCCUGUGCUCUACGUCUUUAUUGGCUCAUCCUUCAAAAUGCACGUUCUGAAGCUUGCCAAGCGCUGCGGGCAGACAGGAAGAGGGUACCGCCAUGGCAAUGAACAGCCCACUGUUGAGAUCUCCCUUAAGUCAGGCACACAAACUCACACUCACUCUUCGUCAGACAAUGAAGAAACGAGUACGUUCACCAUAUGACACCGCAAUAACUUCAACAAUGAGGACUGCCAACUAUAUUCCAGGACAUUAUUUUAAAAAUGACUGUUAUUGUCAAAAUUACUUAAACGCUUUCAUUUUUUAAAUAAUGUCCUUUUUGAUAAUAAAUAAAAUAAUUCCGUUUUGAUGUGAUCGCUAGCGUAUGCGUAUACAGUUGAACUUUUUUUUGUUGUUUUUUUGUUAACUUACUUGAACACAGGCACUAAACACAAUCUCACUGCCCCUAAUAGUCGACUAAUCGUUAGUCGUCCAGAAGAGGCUUGGCUGACCAAAAUGUUAUUAGUCGCUUAGUUGCAUAAAAAAAAAAAAAAAAGAAAAUCCACAGACAAAGUCACGCAGUUCGUGACGGACAGAUCGUAAACGGCUACGGUAAUACAGUACAUCAGGCAGGACAUCCAAAUGCACGCCUAUCAUUCAUCAACCUCAAAUAUGGCUUAUCGUCUGAAAUAUGUAAGUAUUAGCAACUUUAUAUUGGCCGCUCAAUCUAAUGUUAACCUAGAGAAAUGUGCGCUGUUGUAUCUGUAUGGAGUGUAGAAGCAGAACAGAUGGAGGCGCCGGUGCACUCACUUGCUCUUAAAAUAGGCUACUCCGUAAUUUUUCAUCAUUCAGAUAAGAGAAAUACAUCCUUCAAAUCUGUAAGACUCUACGUUUAUUUGUGUGCACUCACAAUAACAAAAAGCGCUUUUGUAAAAUAAUGAAAGCAAACAGGAUGUGCUUUCUGUCAUCUCGGUCCGUGCACUUGAGUGCGAAACUGUAUAUAUCUUUGCCUUACAGACAUUAAAAAUAUAUCUAUAGAGAGUGAAAUGUCUACUUUCAAAUGAACCAAUACAAAUGGAAAACAAAUUCUCAGAUUAUGUAAUCCGUAUGAAACAUGCAUACAGGCGCGUCUACUACUGCGGAGAUGUAGUUAAACCGAGAACAAAGAAAGCACUAGUUUGUCAAAUUAUUAAAAUGUUAAUGGAGUCUCCUUACUGUUUUUCAAUGACACAUUCAUAAUCAUUACUUCUGCCAGUGUGCUGUGGCAAGCUGUACGCGUGUGCUUGAACGCUUAUUAGGCUAUGUAGGCAAUUAAAGGCUCAUAAUGAUUUAAAUAGUUUAUUAAUAAACGUGUGAUUAUUCGACUAAUGCUUCAAAUGAACGACUACUAGUCGACCAGAAAAAGUCGAGGGCAGUCCUAGUCCGCACUAUUUCCAGUCAUUUAAACUACAGCUGCAGGCAUCUUUUAACCCCUCUCAAAUAGGGAUGGGUCACAAUUUUCAAAUAUUCAAUUAGUUGAUUUAAUUAUAGAAUAUCAAAUAAGUUGAUUAUUGUCUAAAAAAAAGUCCCCGUGUUUGCGAGAGAAAGUAUUGAAAUAUAUUUUUUUCCUCCCAUCUCAUAUUUAUUCCCUGUAGGGGUUCCAUUUUUUUUUUAAUGGAAAUGGCCUAUCAUUAUGAGCAGUUGAUUUAUGCUAAUCCACAGACUGUUAUGUUAUUAAGUGCUGUCAUUUAGUUAUGUUUAUUAUAUUAAAUGUUUCAGCAUAUUACAAUCAUUAUAUGGCUUGAGUUAAGAUAGCCUAUCUUCUAAUGAAUUAAACAGUUUAUUAUACAUAUUGAAAGUGUGAAUGGUCUCUCUCCCUCUCUCUCUGCUCAUGGCUGUGUAGCCUAUACGUGCGUGUGUGCAUGCGGGGAAGGGCUGCGAUUUCCAAAUAAUAAUCAAGUAAAUUCAGAGCAAUCUUCAAAUAUUAUCUUUGCUUGAAAUGCCCAUCCCUACUCUCAAAAGUGCUCAUCAAUAUGGGCAUCUAUUAUGAUUGUUACUGCCGUCUCCAUUAUUUUUCAACUAUAAAACUAAAGGCUGGGCCAGUGUUGCCAACUAUGAAAAAAACAUUAAGGUGCAUGUGUGAGCUAAGCAUCCAGAGUAUGUGUGGUUAGAAAAAUCUGUCUGGACAUACAGUAUGCAUGUACUAUUCUGCUGAUGCAAUUUACACCACACGCAUUGUACGCAUACUCUAGCGCACGUAAAAAUCAAAGUAUACUUUGGCCUUAAGAUUAAUGCAUUAACCAGAAACAUUCCACUAUGACAUCUUUGAUGAGAUCUUUUGUUACAUGUUUAAAGAUCAAAGUAUGCCGUUUAUCAGAAGACUUGCAUGUAAUCUGAGCCCACAGAAUUCCAUGGAAAACUUCACAGAAUCUAUCAUUAACAACACUUGUAUGUUUGUUUAUUAAGUGUUUAUAUAACAAACAAUAGUGUCAUUACUCCGUUUUAGCUAAUAAUAUUCCACAGAAUCCCCAAAAUCAGUGCAUAUUUAUGAGUUAUUAUACUGACACUUAUAGAAAGUGUAUAGUGAACUCUGGGAUCUUGUGUAGAAAAGAUACCUUGCAUACCAGACGUUAUGUAUUUGUAUAUUAUACAUCACCAUGUAAAUAUAUUUUUAGAUUAAAGCAAACUUUAUAUUC